UACCCUUAUAAAAAUGGCGGAGUGAUUGCUGGGUUUCUCGAUAAGCUCGGGCAUUGCUCGGAUGGGAACAACUAGGGUUUCGGAACGCGAGCUCUCGCUUAUCGAUUGCCUUCCGUCGUCUCUUUUCUCGGGUGGAUUAAACUGGGAUUUAGCGACGAAAGAAGCGCGAUUCCCCACGGCUUUUGCGACUUUGCGAGCUUAGAUCCUCGCUGUACCUUGCACCCAAUCGCAGUUGCGCUCCUCGGGCACUGGGGAUAUUGCGGAGAGGAGGAGAUCGAGGUACAGAAAUGAAGGAUUAUGGUCUAAAGCGGUUGUAGUGGCCUGGGAAAGGACGGUUUUGGUCUCGUUCGGAGUGAGUAGAGAGCAGCAUUUGUGUGACGAGCCGUCCGGAGGACAAUCGGGGAGAAUGGAGGUCGAUCCCAACUUGGCUGCUUCGAAUCGGGAGCUGGAGGUGAGCUUGAGUGGAGAUUUUUGGGUCUGUGGUAGAUCUGGAUGGUUUUACACGCAGCAGCAUUAGAUCGGAAUAAGCCUGUGCUGCUUACUGCCGUGUUGCAGGAGGCAACGCUGAUUUCUGCCCGCCCGGUGACCGCAAGCUGCAGGAAGAGAGAGAAGAAAGCCGGGAACAGCCGAUCGCCGGAUACGAGUGCGAUCUCGAGCGUCCAAAGGUCUUGCUUUUUCACUCCGUUUCAUUUUUUUUUUCCGCAAGUAUUACUGCGUCUGUCAGCUCGCCACCAGUGCUAAUUGCGUUUGCAAAAGGACAUCCUUCCGCUGACUCUCAGAAAUCCUAUAAGGCCUAGAGCUGACACACCUCCGCUCUUAGUCGCCCACCGCUUUUCAGAAAGGAGAUUAAGGAGCGGCCAGGAAGGCGGUAAAGGUCGGAUCUUGGGCCCAAUAGAGACACUAGAACCAGAUGGAAGUGGAGGAGAAUAACCAAGGCUGUAAGAGGACACGGGUGGUGGCGGGCAACGGCAACAUAGCCGCCAAGAUAGGGCACAAAGAGCACCAGGAAGAGGACGAAGAGGACGGCGAGAAGAAGGGCAGAGGAGUCGCCGCUAGCCGCAUCCCUCCAUGGCAGCAGCAACCGUCGUCGAGGAUCUUCCGGGUCUCGCGGGCCACUGGCGGGAAGGAUCGACACAGCAAGGUCUACACGGCGAAGGGCCUUCGAGACCGGCGAGUGCGCCUUUCCGUCUCCACUGCCAUCCAGUUCUAUGACCUCCAAGACCGCCUUGGUUACGACCAGCCGAGCAAGGCUAUCGAGUGGCUGAUUAAGGCUGCGGCGGCCGCUAUCAAUGAGCUACCUCCCCUCGAUGCCUUCCCGAAGUUGCGUCUUCCCGACGGGAAAGACGCCAUGAAGGCGGAUCCUGAUGUGGAGCCCAGCUACAACCAUAGCCACCAGCAGCAGCAUCCGUCGACCAAGUCGGGGUGCAGCAGUACCUCGGACACCAGCAAAGGCUCGGUCUUGUCACUCUCGCGCUCCGAGAGCCUCAUCAUGGCCCGAGAGCGGGCUCGAGAGCCAGCGUCCAAGGAUAAAGAGAAGGAUAGAGAUGACGGAAGCCGCAUCGUUGUCUCCGCCCACCAGAAACUGAACCCUCAGACCUCUUUUACGCAGCUUCUCACUGGCGGUGGCAGCCGCCAUGGGGGAAACAAUGACGCAACCGCUGUCGCCACAGUUGGCGAUCAUUCCAGUCACAAUUGCAUUCAAAAGCAAGUAUCAACGGCCGAUUACUUUGGCAAUGCUGUUCUCUUCCCCCAAUCUCAGAAGAGUCAGCAGCUGCCUUCAGGGUUUUCCAACCACUCUCACUUGGGAAACAUCUCUCCCAUGGGAAUGCUGCCUUUUAACAUUGCAGGCACCGGCGACCACCAAGAAAUGCAGCAGUUCUCUUUCUUGCAAGACCAUUACUUCCCAGUCUCCGCGGUGGCGGCGACAGGGGACUACAACCUUAACUUUUCAAUUUCGUCAUCUGGUCUUGUGGGUUUCAACAGGGGGACCCUUCAGUCCAAUUCACCAGCUCAGUUGCCUCAGCAGGACAGCCACAGUCAAAACCACCUACAGAGGCUCUCUUCCCCGGUUGACGGUUCGAACCUCCAGUUCUUCUUCGGCGCUGGGGCAGGCUCGGCUACUCCUAAUGCUGAUGAUCAAUUUCCAGCUGGGUUCGACGGCCGUCUGCAGCUAUAUUAUGGCGAAGGUUAUCGGCAAUCGAGCCUGAAGGGAAAAGGAAAGAGCUGAACAAUCAGAAAAAUGAUGCAUCGUGCAAAUCGCUUUGCUGGAACGAAAAUCAACUCGGCAUGGGGACUCCAUUUCUGUUCCAACAACUGCAUUGCUUUUUUCAUCGAUGACCCGGUAUAUCAUUGUUGCGAUGCUUUUAUUACUUAUUUUUCAUCGAUUUCAUCUUUGUAUGCGUCAAGAGAGAAACCUCGUCACAUAUAUGUCGAGCACUCGUAUUUUUAUUGCUUGUGUGUGGACAUGAGACUAUCUGAGUGAAUGAAGUUUGAGAAUUUUGUUCUUCUUUA
Messenger RNA from Zingiber officinale, 2511 nucleotides. Its product is annotated as transcription factor TCP24-like. Gene Ontology annotation, biological process: regulation of secondary shoot formation. Bases 911 to 2227 code for a protein of 438 amino acids. The transcript is spliced from 3 exons. The record is from RefSeq and is a predicted model, not a curated record. Gene Ontology annotation, molecular function: DNA-binding transcription factor activity; sequence-specific DNA binding. Lineage: Eukaryota; Viridiplantae; Streptophyta; Magnoliopsida; Zingiberales; Zingiberaceae. Gene Ontology annotation, cellular component: nucleus.